Molecule: messenger RNA, 2851 nt
Organism: Trichomycterus rosablanca
Lineage: Eukaryota; Metazoa; Chordata; Actinopteri; Siluriformes; Trichomycteridae
Gene: nfkbie
Product: nuclear factor of kappa light polypeptide gene enhancer in B-cells inhibitor, epsilon
Exons: 6
Coding region: 290-1375 (361 amino acids)
Biological process (GO): cellular response to tumor necrosis factor
Cellular component (GO): cytosol
Molecular function (GO): NF-kappaB binding
Source: RefSeq, a predicted model, not a curated record
CUUUGAUCUUUCUUUGAUAGUUCCGAUCUGUUUAGUAUCGGAUUUGUGAGCUUGGAUCGGUUAUGAACGGACUCGGAUCAGCUCGGGUUGUUUGUAUGCUGGAUUCAGAAGGAAACAGAAAGUUCUGGUGGAAUGAAACCCAGCCGAGAGGAGAGAAGUGUGAGAUGAGAUGAACUGGUCUGGGGUGGAUAUGGCGCACUGGUGACUGACUGGCUGACUGGUAAACCCCGCUCGCGUGUUUCUUACUGAUCAAACUCAACUCGGUUUCGAUUCUUCUGAUUAUCGAAUCAUGGCGAUGAGUGGUGGAGCUGGAGGGGAGAAAAACAAGCUCGAUCUGUUGGAGGAAUCCAGGAUCGAUUCAGGAAUCGACUCCUACAGGUCGGUGACCAGAGAGGAUCGAUGCGGUUCUGGCCCGGGAUCGGUACCGGACGAUAAAAAGUUUGAUAGCGGGAGAGAUGAGCAGGAUAAAGUGAUGACUGAUGAAAGGCUGGACUCUGCUUAUGGAUCUGCGUCUCUCAGUGUGGACAGUCUGAGUGAGAUUCUUCAGAACUGCAGCAUUUCUGCGACCCUGACCGAACCGAACAAAGAAAAUCCAGAAUCUAGUGAAGAGGAAGGAAACCUGUUAGCAACUCUUACAGAGGAUGGAGACACGUUUCUCCACUUGGUGAUAAUCCAGGAGUUGGAGUCAUUCGCAAACCAUCUGAUUUAUCUGUUUCCUAAAGAGAUCCUGGACAUUCAGAAUAAUCUCUACCAGGCGCCGCUGCAUCUGGCCGUGUACCUGAACCUGGUGGGCGUGGUCCAGGCCCUGGUGGAGAAGAGGGCGUCUCUGGAGCUGCAGGACCAGGAGGGAAACACGCCGCUGCACGUCGCCUGUGAACACGGAUGGCUGGACUGCGCCAACCAGAUGAUCCUCCACCUUCCACCCGCCGAGCUCGCCCCGCUCUUCGAAACCCAGAACUGGAGAGGUCUGACGUGUCUGCACGUGGCCACGCUGCACAAACACCACCGCAUGAUGAGACUGCUGAUGAAGAAAGGAGUGGAUCUGAACAUCCAGGAGGGGACGAGCGGUAAGACGGCGCUGCACAUGGCCGUGGAGCUGCACGACGUCGACGCCGUGGCUCUGCUGCUGAAGAGAGGCGCCGACGUGGACGCCGUCAUGCUGAACGGCUGCACCGCGCUCCAUCUGGCGGUCGGGCGCCAGGACGCCGCCAUCACCAGCCACCUGUGUCGAGCGGGGGCCAACAAGAUGAUCCGUAACGUCGAGGGCGACACGCCGCUGGACCUCGCCGAUGGAAACGAUGAUAUCCUUGCCGUGCUCCCAUUUGACGACAUCCAGAUCAUGGGCAGAACCGUCAGCCUCGACCUGAACCUCUGAAGAUCGGCGUCCAUGUGAAGUCCAAACUUUCAAAGCUUCAUUUACGGCUUUAUAUUUGUGUUGAUUUGGAAGUUUUUGUACGUUCGAGAUGUGUAAUUUAUGCCAAAAUGUGAUCUGAUGAUCUGAUAAUGCAUCAACAUAUAUAUACUAUACGGGCAAAAGUAUUGGGACGCCCCUUCUAAUGAAUGAAUCCACAUGUUUCAGCCACAGCAGUUUCUAACAGAUGAAAUAAAUCAAUUAUAUAAAGGAAAUUAUAUGCUUUCCACUUUGCAGCAACAGUUUAGGGAAGGAUCAUUCCUGUUCCAGCAUGGCGCAAGCUCUAUAAAGACAUCAGCGCCCAGCCUUACAGAUCAGCUUUUUUGGACGCUCCAAAACCUGUGAGAAGCCUCCUCAGUAGAGCGACUGUUGUUAAAGCUAAAAAGAUCACGCAGACGUCCAAAUACUUUUGGCCAUAAAGUGUAUAUAAAUUCAUAGUGAAUUCGGUCAUAUUAAAAACUUUUAGUCAUAUCCAAUUUCCCAUUGCAAUUUGUUCUGAGAUUUGAAGCCACCGGUUGCUUCUUUUUCCCCAGCCAGCGGCGGAUCCCUCCGCUCUGCUCUCCGUAUUCCUCCACCGAAAAGCUGUGCAAAGCUGUGAAUCUCCAUCCGACACGGCCAGCUGUGUCUGUAGCGCCCCCUUCUGGGCCUGUUUUACCACUCAGACUCAAACACAGGUCUGAGAACUGGUGAGUAAGCAUAUUAGAUUCCUGCGCCACUUGAGAGUCUCAAAAACGAGCGCACGGUUCUGUACAGAUCAGUAUUUUAUAGACCUCCGUGGCUCGUUUUUACAGAACCGACGCCCUCCUGAGCCGCUUCUUUGUAAAUAAGACGCAGACGAUCGUUUAAAGGGUCGAUAACUGCUCGCUCCGACCGAACGAUUUCAUGCAAAUGCUGAACUGCUUGUGCAAACCGUCUAAAACGUUCAAAAUAUCUCAGAAAACAUGACAAAACAACCUCAUCAUUGUGGUACAGACGCACACGCGGCCGCUUCACUGUUUCAGAUUUGGGAAAUACCCCGCUUCCUAAAUCGUCGCCGUUUGCAUGCUAUUGAGCGGUAAUUCACGCCGUCGUAGCUCUGGUCCUCUUUGUACCCGGCCUGAUUUUCACUUCCGUCAGUCAGUCGCACGAGCGCUCUCGACCGAGCGAGCUUUCCUAACCCGUGCUGUGUGUGUGUGUUUUGGGUCUGUGUAUUGUGUGAUGUGUUAAAUUCGUAGCGAGGUGUUUUGGGCCUGAAGGUGAAACAAGUCACGUUUUUUUUUUUUUUUUUUUUUUUUUUUUUUAAAGCAUUUAAGAAAUAAGGAAAUGACUGGAGUUUUUUUUUUUCUUUUACAGCUUUUAACAUGUACAGCUUAAAUUUCCUUGUUAAAAAACUGUGACCAAAUUUCCUUAUUAUUAUUAAUAUUAAUAUUAUUGUUAUUAAAGAACGCAUUUUCAAACCGC